Lampris incognitus (smalleye Pacific opah) is the source of this 4170-nucleotide messenger RNA. It is a transcript of the gene prr14, whose product is annotated as proline rich 14. The record is from RefSeq and is a predicted model, not a curated record. Lineage: Eukaryota; Metazoa; Chordata; Actinopteri; Lampriformes; Lampridae. The coding region runs from base 341 to 2941 and encodes 866 amino acids. The transcript has 5 exons.
AGCCCAGUCAUUGCCAUCCACAGUGUAUUAUACAACCCCCGACACACCGUGUCUACCAGGUGAUGAUGAUAAUUGCAGCAGUAAAAGAGGUGGUUGCAUUUCAGUUCGAAAGAGCCAACGUAAUAUCUCCAAGAUUGGUGGUGUAACUGACAAAAUAGCAAAAACCACCCUGGAUGCUCAGCCUGCUGAUAAGCAGCAUGGGGAGUGGGAGAGGAUCCCUAAUACAGUGGUGAAUUCUGAUGCAAGAGUCCAGAAGGCGAAAAGGAGGCUGAAGCUGAGCUCUGAAGCAGGUUUCGCAGCAGACUUGGUGAAAAGGAAACGAUUAAGAGCAAAUGACUGUAUGGAAGAAGGAAAUGAUGGAGACUUAUUAGCUACAACUUCAAAAAGUAGCAUAUCACAGGGGUUAAACUCAUCGGAAAGUGAGGUUGAUCCAUCAAACAUUAUCAAAGACAUGGAGAACUCUCUAAAUCCUUCUGAAACAAAUACGCUUGUUUCAAAGGGUUUAAAAAGGAAGGGGGGACCAAGAAAAAGUUUUGCCAAACGAAACAAAGUAGUGCUGCACAUGGAUACAGUAAAUCCCUCUGGUGCCAUAAUUGUUUCUUUAUUAAGGCAAGGCAAUGGUGUGCCACAGACUGGCCAAGAAGAUGGCAAAGGUAGAAAGAAUACCAGCAGUACCACUAAAAGUCUAAAGAGAAUUACUAAUUUGUGUCUCAGUAAAGCUGAUGGAAGCGUAGACAAUCUGGAUUUGGAAACUACCAUGACAACUAAUUUAACAAAAGGAGCUCAGGGGCAGCAGUUGCCAGAGGUCCUUGUUCAGCCUUUAAAUGAGAUGCUGGGCAGUUCUCAACCAGCAUCAGAAGUCCAGCCAAAAUCUGUCUGCAGAAAAAGAGUUGUCUCACAAGUCUGUAUCAUUGAGCCAUCUCAGGGCCCAAGUAAGCUCACUAAUGUGGACAAAAAAUCUCACAAACGUAAAACAAGAAAAGAGAAUUCAGCUUUAAAGCAAGGCAGUAUUGUUAACCCUACCUCCACAGUCCUCUUCACAUCAAAGCUCACUUCCACUGAUCGUAACGCCUCUCAGCUUGCUCACAUUGAGGAAAACUGGAAAAAAGAACAAAAGGCGCCAUCCAGGAGGCCUAAGAGAGUUCAUGAGGGAACUUUUAAACCAUCUGUACUAGAUGGGACACAAAUGACAGAGAGAAGUGCAGAUAGCUGUCAAAAGCUUGUUAAAGAAGGCCACUCCCAAGGGGAAAAAAAUGUUUCACUCCAGUCUUUGAUUGUGCACUGUGGAAUGAUGACUAUUGAAGAUGAACAUAAACCUCAUCCCUCACCCUGUCUUUUUGAAGAACCUAUUCUACAAUUAGAUGAGCAAAAGGUGAAAAACGAUUUGAGUGGCCCAAGUAAUUGCAUCAGAGAGAGGCCUACUGCUUCACUGCCAGGUAAAAUAUUUCUCGCUGAAGCAGCUAGCCUCGCUGAGAACAAAGGUACUGAUAAUGAAGAAGACAAGCACAAGAAAGUGGAGUCAUGUUCGCAUGUAGUCGGUGUUAAUGCAUCUGAGCUAAAGCAUAGCAGGAGAGGUGUGAAAAAUAGGCCAAGCAGAGCAAGAAUCGAAACCAGGAAGUGCAAGGUUCUGCUUAAUCGGGUGCAUGAACCUGAAGAAAACCAGGAGGGGGAGAUGAGCAUAGUUUCUGGUAAGAAGGUGGACUUGGCCAGUGCAGAAUCAUGUGUAUCGAAAAAUGAAAGCUUUUCUGGACACUUGUGGCGUAGCCACUCCUGCCCAGAGAUCCCCUCCUUACUUCAUGUUCACUAUGACACACCUGUGAUCACGCUUCCACAUUCACUGCAGCGCAGCAGGGUCCAAGCAACGCAUCAGCAGCAGCCUGUCCCUGUUCUCCCUGUCCCACAUGCACGCAGGUCAGCCCGGCGCGCUCGUCGGCACACUGUCUGUAGCGUGGAGGUGGAGAGAGAGAUUGCCCCUCUGUGUCUGCGCAAGGAGGUGUACCCUUCAAGGAGGACUGCCCCCUAUGGCAACAUCACCCAGUAUGCGUCUCCCAGUGCAUCACUCUCCCCCUCCACCUCCCUCACAGCUCUUGCCUCCUGUUUCCUCUUCAGCCCCCUGGCCUUCCUUUCUAAGAAACUAGAGACCAGAGGGGUUGCUGCCGGAAGCAGUAGCACUUGCAAUCAUAUUUCCUCCCCUUCUUCCCCCAGCGUUUUCACCUCUUCUGCGUCUCCUGUUGCCAGCCCUGCCGCCUGGCAACAGUUUCCUGGUUGCGAUGUUUCUGCAGCUACCGCCUCCUCCACUUGCAGUGUGUUAUCUCAGAUCCAUCUUGGGUGUGAGAUUGACACAAGACGACAGCACAAAGAGGAGGAAGAGGAUGGGGAGGAUACAAGCUGUUCAAGUCAGGAGUUUGAGGAUGUGGUACUCACAGAGGAAAAAGCUCUGUCGGAUUCUGAAAUCAAGGUAGUAAAAAUGAAUGAGGGACGAGGGAAGGUGUCAUCCAUUAGAAUUCGCAAAACUUUACCAAAACCACAGAACAACCUGACACCCAUGGGUCUGCCUAAACCCAUCAGGCUAAAGAAGAAGGAGUUCAGUUUAGAGGAAAUUUACACCAAUAAGAACUUCACCAAGCCACCUGAAAGCCGUCUGGAGACCAUAUUUGAGAUGCCACUCAGUCGUCGAAACGGUUCUCAGUCCCUCUUUGGCCAGAAGCGUGUGAAGCGUUUAGUGGAAUUCCCAGAUGUGAGUGUUGCCAGAAAACCAAAGAAGCCCCUUGUUGGUGCCGGGAAGGCCGGGAUUACCUCUUCCUUUGGCAGACCGAGACGUGGGGGCUUCCUUAACUCUAAAGAUGAGCCGUCCAUCAGCGUGCAGGAACUGGACUCCCUGCUCUGUGCCAAGCUCGGCCAGCUGGAUUUGUGGCUAACAUCUGACCAGAAAGACUGCUGACAGAUAUAUGUUCAAGGUUGACUUUCUGUUUGGUAGGAAUACUGACAGGUGAGGACAGAACUACAAAAAAAGAAACUGAACUUUGAAUUUAACUGAACAUCUCUUCAUCUUGUUUGGAGAUUCACAUCCUCUGCUGGAAUUAUUCACCUUGUAGUUCUCUUUAAUUUCAGUUUAUUUUUUGAGUUGUGGCAACAGCAAAGUUACUAUUGACAAGUUAAGUAUUCCUCUUGUAGCAUUUGUAGCCUAUGGGUUUCCGCAGAAAAAAACAGCAUAGUCCAAUUAAUGUAUUGCAUCAUAGAAGUUGUUUUUACUCAUUUUUGUCAAUAUAAAAAUGUAUUAUAAAUUGCUACUGUAUUUGUUUCUGCACUCAUAAGUUAACCGUCCUUUUUGUGCCCUAGCAUCCUCUUUUUAAAUUUCUGGAACAUGUGGCCCUGUCCAGAAAAAAAAAACCAAAUUAAGCUAUCCUUAAUUUAAACAUCUGCACAUUAUAUAAAUUACAGAAGGCGGUUUUGUGUCUUAUUGCUGUCUACUUUUUUCCAAACCAAGACUUUUUGACUUAACUAUUUUAAGUUUAGAAUAAGGAUGAGAACCCAUUUUUAAACAGGUGCUUUGGGAACGGCAAUCCCCGCCAACCCACCCCUCAAGUAAAGCCAGAGAAGUUUGGUCUAUCUUAUUAAAUUUACAAGAUUUGGAUUAAAAUCGGUGUCUGGUGUUAAAGCUCAUUUCCUUGGGCAGCUAUUUUUAACUCUUUAUUGUUGUGGAAUACUGAAUGUUCAUUUUUAAAUUAAGCCACCAAGAGAUUUUUAUGAUUGUCUGUUGCGUUUUAUUUUAUUUUCUGUUCACCUCCUCAGUCAUUCAGUCCAAGUCCUUAAAUUCAGUGUACCUACCAAUAUUGAAAAGUGGCAUGGGUUGUUAAAUGUAAGUCUUUUGCUCAGCUCAGGGUAAACAAAGUAAAUCGUUCAAUUUGUUCUUUUUUUAUUGAAAGUUUACCAGCUGAAGAGGUUUUAGCUGUAUCAAAUCUAAUAUAGAAUUUUGUGCCACUCCAGAAAGCAUAUAUACAAACAGUAUAAGUGUUUUGAUACCACACUUUCCCUGUCGCCUUCCUUUGUGUGCCCCUUUUUCUAACCUGUGAGUCUCUGGAUUGUUGUUUUGGUGGUAAUAAUCAAAUUGCAAGUGUAACCUGUUGAUAAACUACCUAGAGUACUUUGAGCCUUUGCUUAAUGUAUAAA